This is a messenger RNA of Colletotrichum paranaense, 1107 nucleotides long. RefSeq names its product NAD dependent epimerase/dehydratase. The record is from RefSeq and is a predicted model, not a curated record. Bases 1 to 1107 code for a protein of 368 amino acids. The transcript has 3 exons. Gene Ontology annotation, molecular function: oxidoreductase activity, acting on the CH-OH group of donors, NAD or NADP as acceptor. Lineage: Eukaryota; Fungi; Ascomycota; Sordariomycetes; Glomerellales; Glomerellaceae.
AUGACUCCGGAACGAAAAUUCGCCAUUCCAAAGGGCUCAACAGUCCUGGUGACGGGUGCGAACGGCUUCAUCGGCUCCCACGUCUGCAAGGAACUGCUGCAGCUGGGGUUCAACGUCCGCGGAACAGUUCGCGACGUUUCGAAAUGCGCCUGGCUCCCAGAGGCGCUGACGAGACAGAGACCAAAGGGCGACUUCAUGUUGGUUUCAUUGCCGGACAUGGAGAAGGAGGGCGCUUUUGACGCUGCGGUUGAGGGCGUCUCUGCUGUGAUCCAUACUGCUUCCCCGGUGUCUUUUAGCCCAAAUCCCGAGAGCGUCAUUCCUCGCAGCAUCACUGUGGCUCUGAAUGCUCUGAAGGCCGCCAACAAAGCGGCGAGUGUGAAGCGGUUCAUCUUCACCAGCUCUUCCGUUGCUGCAGCCCUCCCUCGACCCGGGAAGAAGGGAAUCGAGGUGAACUCCGACAGUUGGAAUACUGAGUCGGUGGAGAUAGCAUGGAGAGAGGCUCCGUACCACCCUCAGCGAGCGUGGCAUAUAUAUGCCGCUAGUAAGGUAGAAGCUGAGAUGGCAGUGUGGAAGUUUUAUCACGAGAAUAUUCGGCGUCGCUAUGACUUGAUAGUCAGCAGUGGUAAGCAACCUGCAGUUCUAUGGAUACUUGGAUUGUGCAAUGAAGCUGAUUGGGUGUUAGUGCUUCCCGGAACCAACUUUGGAAGAGCUCUGGAUGCGGCCAAUCAGGGCCAUUCGUCAACCUCGUCCUUCAUCGAGAGUCUAUGGAACGGAACGCACGUGGACCGUCUAGCAAGCAUUCCACCACAGUAUUUCGUCGAUGUGGAAGACAACGCUCGACUUCACGUGGCUGCUGCAGUGCUCCCAAACGUCCGCAGCGAGAGAAUUUUUGCUUGGGCUGAGCCCUUCAACUUUGAUACCGUCCUUGACAUUUUGCGCACGCACUUCCCGGAGAAGAACUUCGUGGAUAACUUCCAUCACUACCGCGAGCUUUCUGUUGUUUCACAACCCCAAUCGCGGGCGGUUGAGCUGCUGAGGCAACUCGGAAGAGAAGGCUUUGUUCCUUUGAAGCAGAGCGUUCUUCUCAACGUUGAAGAUCUAUCAUGA